Molecule: messenger RNA, 327 nt
Organism: Thyridium curvatum
Lineage: Eukaryota; Fungi; Ascomycota; Sordariomycetes; Thyridiales; Thyridiaceae
Exons: 1
Coding region: 1-327 (108 amino acids)
Source: RefSeq, a predicted model, not a curated record
AUGGCGGCCCCCGACAGGCCGUGGCUAUCGGACGAAGAUUUGUGUGAGCUGGAGCUGGAGCUGCCAGAGGAUCCGGAUGAGGAGCCCGAGGAACCACCCGAACUUGAGCUCGAGCCAGAUCCUCCAGAACUAGAUCCGGACCCGGAUCCUGAGCUUGAACCUGAGCCCGAGCCCGAGCCCGACCCAGACCCAGACCCAGACCCAGACCCAGACCCAGACCCAGACCCAGAUCCUGAAUUAGAUCCUGAUCCAGACCCUGAGCCAGAUCCCGAGCCAGAGCCAGAACUGGACAAUGGAGAGCAUCUGGGAACGUUGGCAGAGUCAUAG